Messenger RNA from Lepus europaeus (European hare), 5349 nucleotides. RefSeq names its product phosphatidylinositol glycan anchor biosynthesis class M (gene PIGM). The record is from RefSeq and is a predicted model, not a curated record. The transcript has a single exon. Bases 147 to 1418 code for a protein of 423 amino acids. Lineage: Eukaryota; Metazoa; Chordata; Mammalia; Lagomorpha; Leporidae. Gene Ontology annotation, cellular component: membrane; glycosylphosphatidylinositol-mannosyltransferase I complex. Gene Ontology annotation, biological process: GPI anchor biosynthetic process. Gene Ontology annotation, molecular function: alpha-1,4-mannosyltransferase activity; GPI mannosyltransferase activity.
GUGAUCGUCCCCUGGUGGUUCCCGCAGGCUCCCUAAGAGGUAGGAGAUGCGCCGGCCACUCGCGGCGGGAAGUGGAAUCGAAGGUUAGACGUACGAGUGCAGUUUGGAGGCGGGGCGGGGCGGAGCGCCUGUCUUGCAGUCAGAUCAUGGACUCGACCGAGCACUGGGGAGAGUGGCUCCAGAACGUGCGGGUGUCCCCUGCCGGCGUGUUUGGUGUGGCUUUCCUUGCCCGGGUCGCCCUGGUUUUCUAUGGGGUCGUCCAGGACCGGACCCUGCUCGUGAGGUAUACAGACAUCGACUAUCAGGUCUUCACGGACGCGGCGCGCUUCGUCACGGAAGGGCGCUCCCCGUAUCUGAGGGCGACCUACCGUUACACUCCGCUGCUGGCUUGGCUCCUCACCCCCAACAUCUACCUCAGCGAACUCUCUGGGAAGUUUCUCUUCAUCAGCUGCGACCUGCUCACCGCUCUCCUCCUAUACCGCCUGCUGCUUCUGAAGGGGCUGGGGCCCCGCCAGGCUUGCGGCUACUGUGCCUUUUGGCUUCUCAACCCCCUGCCUAUGGCGGUGUCCAGCCGAGGCAACGCGGACUCUAUCGUCGCCUCCCUGGUGCUGAUGGCCCUGUACGCACUCGAGAAAGGACUGGUCGCGUGUGCCGCCGUUUCCUACGGGUUCGCGGUGCAUAUGAAGAUCUAUCCGGUGACCUACAUCCUGCCCAUUGCUCUCCACUUGCUUCCUGAACGUGACCCUGACAAAGCCCUCCGCCCAGCCCGGUGUUCCUUCCCAGCUCGGUUGCGGGAGUUCCUGGAGAGGCUGUGUAAUCGCGCAGUGCUGCUCUUCGUGGCGGUGUCCGGACUCACGUUUUUUGCUCUGAGCUUCGGUUUUUACUGUAAAUACGGCUGGGAGUUUCUGGAGCACACCUACCUUUAUCACCUGACCCGGCGGGAUAUCCGGCACAACUUUUCCCCGUACUUCUACAUGCUGUAUUUGACUGCCGAGAGCAGGUGGAGCCUCCCGCUGGGAAUUGCUGCAUUCCUGCCACAGUGCAUCUUGCUUUCAGCGGUGUCUUUCGCCUACUACAGGGACCUUGCCUUUUGUUGUUUUCUCCAUACGUUCAUCUUUGUGACUUUUAACAAAGUCUGCACCUCCCAGUACUUUCUUUGGUACCUCUGCCUUCUGCCCCUUGUGAUGCCACUGGUGAAAAUGCCUUGGAAAAGAUCUGUGGUCCUCGUAAUGUUGUGGUUUCUAGGGCAGGCCUUAUGGCUGGCUCCUGCUUACCUUCUUGAGUUUCAAGGAAAGAACACCUUUUUGUUUAUUUGGUUAGCUGGUUUGUUCUUCCUUCUUAUCAAUUGUUCCAUCCUGAUUCAAAUUAUUUCCCAUUACAAAGAAGGAUCCCUGACAGCCAGAAUCAAAUAUGACUAACGUAUGUUCUAGAUCUUCUACCACUUUUUGUCUAUUACAUUUUGAUCUGUAUGGAUCAAAAGAGAGCUUUGGAAAUUUUUUGCUGAACAUUUUUAGCACUCCAGUGAAAACUGCCUUGUUCCAACACAAAUUAAAACCAACAUUUGCCUUAUGUGUAUAACAGGGACUCAAUAAUUGAGGUUCAUGCUCUAGGAAAUCUUAGGGCUUAGUUGUUACCUGAUGAGAAGUGAAAGUUAACUUGUUUGAAAAUGGAAAGGCUGAUGAAACUAUCAGAUGCUUACUAAAACAUUCUUGUAGAAAAAUAGGAGGAAUAUAGAUAGAAACAUAAGAUUUAAGCCAGUGUCUAUUAUUUGUUCCAGUUAUGCUACCAUAUUAAGUUUUUUAAAUCUUUCACCACCCCCUUUUCCUUUCUAAACGUUUCCUGACAGCUGUGAAAAUUCACAAAGUAUUCUUAAAGUUACAACUUUUUAAAUUAAAAAGCAUUAAAUAAUACUACCAUGCUUAGUUGGGAAAGCUUUAAAAUUCUGUAUUAAAAAAUGGGGACUUAGAAAUAAUCCAAAGAGUUUAAAUCGAAAUCACAUAUCACAUAUAUAUAUAUAUAUUUUUUUUUAACAUGUAAUUUAUUUAUUUGAAAAAUGGAGUUACAGAGAGAGGUAGAGACAGAGAGAAGUCUUCCAUCUGCUGGUUCACUCCCCAAAUGGCUGCAAUGGCCAGGGCUGAGCCAAUCUGAAGCCAGGAGCCAGGAGCUUCUUCCAGGUCUCCCAUGUGACUGCAGAGGCCCAAGGACUUGGGCUAUCUUCUGCUUUCCCAGGUGCAUUAGCGGGAAGCUGGCUUAGAAGCAGAGCAGCUGGGACUAGAACCAGCACCAGCGCUGGGAUGCCAGCGCUGCAGGCUGGGGCUUUAACCUGCUGUGCCAUAGCGCCAGCCCCUCAUAUUUAUUUUAUAACGUAGUUUUUUGAUGCUUGGUUUCAGAGGUAUUAGACUUUAGUUUUAUACAAAAAGAUUAAAUUUAUUUUUCAUAAAUGUUUAUUUUCAUAUACAUGAAAGGUGGGGCAACAGAGAGAGAAAGAGAGCUCUAUCUAUCGACUGCUUCACUCCCCAAAUUCCCUUAACAGACAGGAUUGGGCCAGGCUGAAGCCAGGAAUACAGAACUCAGCCUGGGUCACUUUGGUGAGUGGCCAUGGCCCAAGCACUUAAGCCAUCUGCUGCCACCCAGGAUGUGUUAGCAGGAAGCUGGACCAGAAGCACCAUGGCUGGGAUUCAGACCAGCACUCUGAUAUGAGAUGCAAGUGUUGUCAUCUGUGGUUUAAGCUGCUGCACCACAGUGGCACCCCAAGGAUUGAAUUUAAAUCCAUCCAUCUUUAGACUUGUUAGAUCUUUUAAAAUAUCAUCUUGCUUUCCAUGUUUGAGCCACUCAAACCUUCUAUAACCUGCUCCCACAUUCUUCAACUUACUUAAUUAAGCUUUUAGGUAUUUUGUGCUAUCUUUACGUUUCCAAUCCAAUCUAGACAUUUUACUUUAAGACAAAAUAAUUUUUAAAAGCAAUGUCUUUUCUUUAUGCAAAUAAUUUUUUUUUUUUUUUUUUACCCUUAAAAGGUGAACACACUGUGUUAGGAAAAUGUCACAGUCUUAACUAUGGCAUGAUCUACACCCUGACACCAUCCUAGGCUCUAGCUCCCGCUGCCAUUGCUGGAAGCCAGGUGGCCACAUGGCCCAACCACCGGUGUCAAGCUCCACCCCCAUCCUAAUGGGAUUCACUGCUCCUACUUCCCUGUCCGCCCCCUGGCAAAGUUCCUGAACAGGCUCUCUCCUCUCUCGCUCACUCGCUCUCUUCCUUCCUUUCUCUCUCUCUCUUCCUCUCCAUCUCCUGACCUCUGUCUCUCUCUCUUACACUCUUCUUCUGCCUCUUUUCCUUCUUCGCCCCUUCCCUCCAGUCUGUCGGGUUUCCCCCAAUAAACUCUUUCCCUUACUCCGGUGUUUGGUGUGUUUUGUGGUGGCCUUACACACUGUCCUCUAUAACUUCUGCAACUUGCCCACAGAUUCUUUUUAUUUCUUUACAUCUGAAAUAAUCAUUUAAAAAGCUCCAAAUUAAUACAAAAAUUCUUAAAUAACAAAUUGUAACCUUAGUUACUUUCAAGCAGUCUUGAAUUAAACACAUAAACUAUUAGAACAUUUUGGUGUGCCUCUUACCUCUUUAUAACUUUAUAAUUGACAAGAUUUUUCAUUUAGAAUUUAAUCAACUAUUGUCUAUGUUGUAAAAAUGAGUAUGAAUAGAAUUUAGGUGAUAUGAAGUUUUAGCACCUAAAUUGCUAGUAAUUUCUUGACUUAAAAGAAUUGCACUUAGGAAAACUCCACAAUAGAAAUGGAGAUCUCCACAAUAGAAUCUCCUUCAAAGGAGAUUCCUGGGAAGCAUACGCAGCAUCCUAAGGAGCCAUUGGUUUUCUGGACCAGGAAAGUGGGACGAGGAUCUGGGGGGUUGUGGAAAUGAGACUUUGAUAACUAGAUCUGUUUCCCUUAUCACUAUAGUAUUUAUGGGACAGAUGCUUUCAGAAUUGUUUAAACAGUCAUCCUAAUUUUCUUUUAAAUAGCCCAUCUAAGGUUAGGGCAAAAAAGCAGUAGCAAUAUGUGAGUACGAUUUUGUGAUUGUAGAUUUUGUUUAUUCGUUUAUUUGAUUGGCAGAGAUUUAGACAGAUAAAGGCUCCCAUCUGCUGGUUCACUCCCCAAAUGCCUAUUACAGCUAAGGCUGGGGAAAGCUGAAGCAGGGAACUGGGAACCCAGUUCAGGUCUCCCACCUGGGUGUUGGAGAAACCUAAUUACUUUAGCCAUAAUCCCUGCCUCCCAGGGUUUGUGUUAGUAGGCCGCUGAAGACAGGAGUGGAACUGGAUGUUGAACCCAGGGACUCCAGUAUGAGCAGUGGGCAUCUUAACUACUUGGCCAAAUGCCCAUCCCUGAUUGUAGUUUUUCAAGAUGGGUAAUUUAACAAAUUGGCUUUUUUUUUUUUUUUUUUUUUUUUGCAGCUGGAAAACAAAAACGAAUAGAAAGCUCUAGAGAAGUAAUAUAUUUCAUGUCAAUUCGGGGCUAAAAGAGCCUUUGAGAAUAAAGUGUUUAUAGGCUGGUCAUAAUUAAGAAUUAUGUGUCUGGCAGCAUUUGUGUGCUGGAUGCCUUUUGGGAUCUGCCAUUAGAAAGAAGGAAAGAAUGAGUGGUUUUGCUGCUGUUUGAGUGAAAUUAGCAGUCAGAUAUUGAGGACAAUGACCUUUCUUAGAACAUCUAGUCUCAUACUCCGUAUUAGCUCUUAUCUUGAGGGUUCUUGGUAUGUGAGAGUUCACUAGUGGCCUUCCAGCCAUGGCAUUCUUACUUUUAUUUUUCAUUCUUUUCAUAAUAAUUUAAAAAAAUUUGAUAGUGCUAGUGGAGGAGGUAAUCAGUGAGAAAAAGGAACAGAAUUUCCUCAUUCCAAUGUAAUUUUUUGGUAUUUCAAUUUUUUUAUAAUUGUACUUACUAAUUUCUUUAUUUUUACUUUAACUUUUUGGGUCUUAUUAAUUUCUGAGUAAUAAUGUGAUAAUAUGGGUAUUUGUGCAAUAACUACAUUAUUCUUUCAAUGUUAACCUUUAAGGUGACUUCCAAUUUUUAAUAUUCUCAGUGAGAUUUUCCAUGAUUUUAGUCAUUCUCCUAGGACAUUCUUAGAAGUCAGCAAAUUUCUGCUUGGGUCUUUGGAUGGAAUGUUAACUCCAUAUUCUGCCCUGCCAGAAGUUUUGUUUUGUUUUUUUUUUUUUGUUUUUUUAACCAAGGAUAUGUAGAUGUUUUUACAUAGGGUGUUUUGCAGUUUAUGUGCUGCAAACUUAUUUCGUUAACCCAAGGAAUCAUUUAAUUUUGUCUUUUGGGGAUUUAAAAUUUUCAUUUAUUUUUGCUUUCCGGUUGUGUAAAUCUUUUUUUG